AGCCCGUUGAGAUGUAAGUCUGCCUCUGUUCUGUGCUCUGGCUAAUUGAUCUCUCUCUUCUGUAUGCCAGCACACAUUCUCUUGGUUACUGGAGAUUUACAGUGGGUCUCAAAAUAAGGCAGUUAAAUCUUUUAACAGUGUUCUUUUUAAAGAUUAUGUAGGCUCUCAUAGAUUCUCUUUGUAUGUUAGUUGUAGAAUCAGCUUGUCUGUUUCUCAGCAGGCCUACUGGGCUUGUUCUAGGAAUUCCUUGGAAUUGGCAGUUCAGUUCAGGAAGAAGGGUCAUCUUAACAACGUCGAGUGUUCUGUUCCAUGAACAUAGUUUGCCUUGCUUUGCUUCAUUUUUGAUUUGUCUCAGCAAUGUUUUACAGUUUUCAAUAUAGAAGUCUUGGAAAAUUUUUAUUAAAUUUGUCACUAACGGGGUGCCUAGGUGGCUUAGUCACUUAAUAUCUGACUCUUGGUUUCAGCUCAGGUUGUGAUCUCAGGGUUGUGAGAUCGAGCCCCAGGUUGGGCUCUGCGCUGGGCUAGAGCUUUCUUGAGAUUCUCUCUUUCCCUCUGCCUCUGCCCUGCCCCUGAAUGCACUAUCUCUAAAAUAAAUAAGUAAAUCUUUUAAAAAAUUAUCCUUAGGUAUUUAUGUGUUACUGUUAUUUUAAAUGGCAUUUAAAAAUUUUAACAAUUCUUUGGAGCUGGUAUAUGCAUACAUAGUUCAGUUUUGCCCAUCGACCUCAUGUCUUGUGACCUUGCUCAAUUCAUGUAAAUUCUAGAAGCUUUUAUAUAAAUUCUUAGGGGAUGGCCUGUGUAUCAUAUUGUGUGUCUGUGAAUGGAGACAUUUCGCUUCUUCUUUUUUAGUCUUUAUACUGUUUAGUUAUUUUUCUUGCCACUUGCUGCUGGCCGGGGCCUGUCGUAGGGUGUUGAAGGGAAAUGGUGGUGGCCUGUGUCCUUGCCUGUCCCCACCCUUCUGGGAGUGCUCAGUCCUGCACCUGUAGGACCUGUACCUUCCUGUACUGUCAGGUCUCCUGACAUGCACCAUGUGUGCUGCUGAGCAGAGAGUUUACUGCGAGGACAUGCUCAUGAGAAGGGAAGGGAGGGAAAAUUCGGAUGUAUUAGAGGGACCCUUGGGCAGGUUGAUGCUUGGAGGUGGGCAUUGCCCAGCUGGCUCUGGUGACUGUGAGUGUGAAGGGGUCUUGUGGGGAGGGGCUCCAGAGUAUGAGGUGGGAGUGUGUGUGUGUGUGUGUGUGUGUGUGUGUGUGUGUUUUGGGGGGAACUGGUGGGACAUGAUGAUGAAGGAAACUGCUAAUUGGACUCAGCAGCUGCUUCCUGCUCUGGUGAGGGAGUUUGGCUCAAGGACACAGGGACACGGGAUGUGAGACGCCCAUAGGACAGCACAGGGUGUCCCUCCCUCCUACUGGAGACCUCCCGUCCCCACAAAGUGGAGUUGGCAGGGAGGCCACAGGCAGAGCAGGACAGUGGGCAUGUGGUCACAGCCCCACCUCACUCCACCUCUUGCUUCCUCAGAGUUUUUAUCCUGCCUGGGGCUUGGGUUUUGUCUUGGACGUUUUCUGUAUCUGUUGAGAUAAUCACUUUUUACCCUUUAUCCUGUUAGGUAAGGUGAGUAGUGAUUCUUUCUUGCCAUAAACCCCACCUGAUUAGCAUGUAUUGCUGACUUCAGUUUACUAGUGCUUUUAGAGGACUUUUGUGUCUGUGUUCAUGAGGGAUAUUGGUGGGUAGAUAGCGUGUUCUCCAGUUUUGCCUCCCUCUGGUUUUGGUAUCAGGGUAACAUUGGCCUCAUAAAACUGAGAACGAUUAGUGUCACUCCUGCUUAAAUGUCUGGUAGAACUGUGCAGCGAGGCCAGCGAGACCUGACGUGUCUGUGGGAAGGUGCUUGAGCAGCGAGGGAAUCGUAUGUAGUAGGCUCAGGGCUGUUCCAAGAUUCCCUUUCUUCUCGUGUCAGUUUUGCUCAUGUGUCUUUCCAGGAAUUAGUUCAUUUCAUCUAAGUCCUCACAUCCCUUGGCGGGACGUUCGUUUUCCAUCACGUCCCAUGUUUUCUCUGGAAGAUCUGUAGCAUCGACUCCUCUCCCGAGGCUCUUUGUCAGGGUUGCAUUGGGAUCCAGCAAGGGUGACGUGACGCCUUGGGGUUGGCAGAUGGGUCUGUGAAGAGAUCCCAGACCUCAAGCUUGCUAUGGAGAAUUACGUUUUAAUCGACUACGACACCAAAAGCUUCGAAAGCAUGCAGAGGCUCUGUGACAAAUACAACCGUGCCAUCGACAGCAUCCACCAGCUGUGGAAGGGGACCACUCAGCCCAUGAAACUGAACACUCGGCCGUCCAACGGGCUCCUGAGGCAUAUCCUGCAGCAGGUGUACAACCACUCGGUGACGGACCCCGAGAAGCUCAACAACUAUGAGCCCUUCUCCCCGGAGGUGUACGGGGAGACCUCCUUUGACUUGGUUGCACAGAUGAUCGACGAGAUCAAGAUGACCGAGGAUGACCUGUUUGUGGACCUGGGCAGUGGAGUGGGCCAGGUUGUGCUGCAGGUCGCCGCGGCCACCAACUGCAAACAUCACUAUGGCGUGGAGAAAGCUGACAUCCCAGCCAAGUACGCGGAGACCAUGGACCGAGAGUUCAGGAAGUGGAUGAAAUGGUAUGGAAAAAAGCAUGCAGAAUACACACUGGAAAGAGGCGACUUCCUCUCAGAAGAGUGGAGAGAGCGGAUUGCCAACACAAGUGUUAUAUUUGUGAAUAAUUUUGCCUUUGGUCCUGAGGUGGAUCACCAGCUGAAGGAGCGGUUUGCGAACAUGAAGGAAGGCGGCAGAAUUGUGUCCUCGAAGCCCUUCGCACCUCUCAACUUCCGGAUAAACAGCAGAAACUUGAGCGACAUCGGCACCAUCAUGCGCGUUGUGGAGCUCUCGCCCCUGAAAGGCUCGGUGUCCUGGACGGGGAAGCCGGUCUCCUACUACCUGCACACUAUCGACCGCACCAUACUUGAAAACUAUUUUUCUAGUCUGAAAAAUCCAAAACUCAGGGAGGAACAAGAGGCAGCUCGGCGCCGGCAGCAGCGAGAAAACAAGAGCAACACGACCACUCCCACCAAGGUGCCCGAGAACAAGGCUGCUGUGCCUGCCGACACCCCUAUGGAUUCUGGUGCCGAGGAAGAAAAGGCUGGGGCAACCACCAUCAAAAAGCCGUCUCCCUCCAAAGCCCGGAAGAAGAAGCUGAACAAGAAGGGGCGGAAGAUGGCCGGCCGGAAGCGUGGGCGUCCCAAGAAGAUGAGCACUGCGAACCCCGAGCGUAAGCCCAAGAAGAGCCAAACUGCACUGGACCUCCUGCAUGCCCAGGCCGCGUCUCAGACGGCAGCGCCCUCGCCGCAGGAUGCGUACAAGUCACCUCAUAGCCCGUUUUAUCAGCUACCUCCCAGUGUGCAGCGGCACCCCCCUGACCAGCUGCUGCUGGCACCCACCCCACCCGCACUGCAGAAGCUGCUAGAAUCCUUCAAGAUUCAGUACUUGCAGUUCUUGGCGUACACCAAGACCGCCCAGUACAAGGCCAGCCUGCAGCAGCUGCUGGACCAGGAGAAGGAGAAGAACGCCCGGUUGCUAGGUGCUGCGCAGCAGCUGUUUGGCCACUGCCAGGCCCAGAAAGAGGAGAUCAAGAGGCUCUUCCAGCAGAAACUGGAUGAGCUGGGAGUGAAGGCGCUGACCUACAACGACCUGAUUCAGGCACAGAAGGAGAUCUCGGCUCAUAAUCAGCAGCUGAGGGAACAGACGGAGCAGCUGCAGAAGGACAACAGGGAGCUGAGGAGCCAGAGCCUACAGCUGCUCAAGGCUCGGUGUGAGGAGCUAAAGCUGGACUGGUCCACGCUGUCCCUGGAGAACCUGCUGAAGGAGAAGCAGGCCCUGAGAAGCCAGAUCUCCGAGAAGCAGAGGCACUGCCUGGAGCUGCAGAUCAGCAUCGUGGAGCUGGAGAAGAGCCAGCGGCAGCAGGAGCUCCUGCAGCUCAAGUCCUGUGUGCCUCCAGACGAGGCCCUGUCAGCGCACCUGCGUGGGAAGAGUGCCCUGGGCCGGGAGCUGGAGGCUGACCCCAGCCGACUGCACCUCGACCUGGACUGCUCCAAGUUCUCUCUGCCCCACUUCAGCAGCGCAAGCCCAGAGCUCUCCAUGAACGGCCACGCAGCCAACUACGAGCUCUGCAGCGCGCUGAGCCGGCCCUCAUCCAAGCAGAACACGCCUCAGUACCUGGCCUCCCCGCUGGACCAGGAAGUCGUACCCUGCACCCCCAGCCACAGCAGCCGGUCGAGGCUCGAGAAGAUGUCUGGCCUGGCCUUGCCCGACUACACCCGGCUUUCCCCGGCCAAGCUGGUGCUGCGGCGUCACCUGAGCCAGGACCACGCGACCAGCGGCAAGCCAGCCGCCAGUGAGCUGCAUCCACGAGCCGAGCAUACCAAGGAGAACGGCCUUCCAUACCAGAGCCCUGGCAUCACAAAUGGCAUCAAGCUGAGCCCUCAGGACCCUCGACCCUCGUCCCCCGUGGCCUUACAGAUGACAGGGGAGAGGGGCAGCGAGAAGGGCUUGAAGGAGCGUGCCUAUGCCAGCAGCGGAGAGGCCAUCACCAGCCUGCCCGUUAGCAUCCCGCUCAGCACCGUGCAGCCCAGUAAGCUGCCCGUCAGCAUCCCUCUGGCCAGUGUGGUGCUGCCCAGCCGCGCCGAGAAAGUGAGAAGCACCCCCAGCCCUGUGCCGCAGACCCGAGAGUCCUCGUCCACACUUGAAAAGCAGAUGGGCACAAACACCCACAGCGCUGGAAGCAAAAGCCUUGCCUCAACUCCCGCAGGCUUCUACACGGGCUCGGUGGCCGUCAGUGGGGCCCUGGCAGGCAGCCCAGCGCCCCUGGCUCCUGGAGCAGAGCCCAGCGCCUUCGACGAGGUCUCUGGCUCAGGAAGCCUGUUCGCCAGCAUGGGGUCCUGCAGCUCCACCCCGCAGCACCCGCCCCUGCUGCCACAGUCCCGUGGCUCCGGCGGAGCCUCACCCGCCCAUCCGCUCUGUGCCAGUCCGCGGCUCAGCAGUGUCGCCCAGGGCCCGCUCCCCGAUGCCAACAAAGGGGACCUUCCGUCCGAGGCGGGCUUCUCAGACCCUGAGGGCGAAGCCAAGAGGAGGAUUGUCUUUACCAUCUCAGCUGGUGGCAGCAGUGCCAAACAGUCGCCUCCCAGCAAACCCAGCCCUCUGCCCACGGGUGCCCGCGGGGACAGCAGCCAGGGCCAUGGGUCGGACAGCCGCAAGCGGGGCAGGAGAAAGCGGGCCUCGGCGGGGACCCCGAGCCUGAGCUCAGGCGUAUCGCCUAAGCGUCGGGCCUUGCCAUCUGUUGCCGGCCUCUUCACGCAGUCUUCAGGGUCCCCGCUGAACCUCAACUCUAUGGUCAGCAACAUUAACCAGCCUUUGGAAAUCACGGCCAUCUCGUCCCCCGAGAGCCUGAAGAGCUCCCCUGUCCCUUACCAGGACAACGACCAGCCGCCCGUUCUCAAGAAGGAGAAGCCCCUGAGCCAGACCAAUGGGGCCCACUACUCCCCACUGACCUCAGAUGAGGAGCAGGGCUCUGAGGACGAGCCAGGCAGUGCCAGAAUCGAGAGAAAAAUUGCAACAAUUUCCUUAGAAAGCAAAUCCCCUCCAAAAACCUUGGAAAGCGGUGGUGGCCUGGCCGGGAGGAAGCCGACCCCUGCCAGCGAGCCCACCAACAGCAGCAAGUGGAAGUCCACCUUCUCACCCAUCUCCGACCUCGGCCUGGCCAAGUGCGCCGACAGCCCGCUGCAGGCCGGCUCCUCCCUGAGCCAGAACUCCCUGUUCACUUUCCGGCCUCCCCUCGAUGAUCCCGGCUCGGCCGACACCAAGCUGGCUGCCCACCCCAGGAAAAGCUUUCCCGGCGCUCUGUCGGGGGCCGGUGGGCUGAGCCCAAGCAGCAACCCUCCCAACGGCUUCGCCUUCGGUGGGGGCCUGGCCGCCGACCUCAGUUUACACAGCUUCAGCGAUGGUGCUUCUCUCUCCCACAAGGUCCCCGAGGCGGCCAGCCUGGGCGCACCCCUGAGCUUUCCUGCCCCGCGGGGCAAGGAGGGCGGUGCCACAGAGCCCGGCGCCUUUGUGAACAAGAGGCAGCUGGACGGACUGGGCGGCCCGAAGGGCAGGGAGGCGGGCGAGCUGGGCCUGCCAGUGUGCGGGCCCCCGGACAAGGCCUCGCUGACGCACAGCAAGCCCACCAAGGGCCGGGACCGCGAGCCCGACCUGAAGAAUGGCCACAACCUCUUCAUUUCUGCUGCCACCGUGCCUCCCGCGGGCCUCCUCAGCGGCCCCGGCCUCGCCACGGUGGCAUCCUCGGCAGUCAGCGCGGCCCCGUCUGCCCAGACUCACCGCCCCUUCCUGGGCACCUUUGCCCCCGGGCCGCAGUUCGCCCUGGGUCCCAUGUCCCUGCAGGCCAACCUGGGCUCGUCUGUGCUGCAGUCCUUGUUCAGCUCCGUGCCGGCUGCUGCUGGCCUGGUGCACGUCUCGUCCGCUGCAACCAGACUGACCAACUCGCACGCCAUGGGCAGCUUUUCCUCGGGGGUGGCAGGCGGCGCAGUUGGAGGUGUCUUUAACCACGCGGUGCCUUCCGCCUCCGCUCAUCCGUUUGGAGCCAGUUUCGGCAGCGGGGCUGCGUGUCGCAGCGCCACGCUGAGCUUAACCCCGCUGCAGGCGGUGGCCAGCGCCCCUGCGUCUUCCUUUCAGGCCCCACCCCCGCCCCCUCCGGGGCAGCCCGCCCUCCCCGCACCCCCUCCCCCUAACGCCGCCUUGCCUCCUGCCCCCGCGCUGCUCCCGGCUAACUCUGAGCCCGUGCUUCUGCAGAACCUUGCGUCCCUCCCAGCUAACCAGGCUUUCUUACCCGCCUCCUCUGCCGCCUCUCUGCAGCCUGCUAACGCCUCUCUGUCCAUCAAGCUCGCCUCCCUCCCGCACAAGGCCCCCCGCCCCUCCUUCACGGUGCACCACCAGCCCCUGCCCGGGCUGGCCCUGGCCCAGGCCGCGCCCGUGAUCCCGCAGGCCAGCUCCACGGGGCCGUCUGCCGUGUGGGUUUCCCUUGGCAUGCCGCCUCCGUAUGCCGCGCGCCUUGCGGGGGUUAAGCCGAGAUAAAGACCUUGCUUAGCUAGCAGUUCGUAUUCUGUAAGGUAAGGCUAGAGCCCAACCAGGGGGCCCGUACGAGACCCUGAACUAUCUGUCCUUCCUUCCGCAGACAGUGGACGGGCCCGCAGGGCUCUGAGGAGGGCCCCAGGGGACCCAGGCUGUUCUGCCUCGGGUGGAGACGGUUCUGAGAGGUGCAAGGGAAGACAGCACAGGGAGGCGAGGGAAACCGGGUGGCCAGGCAGGGCUGGCAGUGUGUUCCGGUCUCUGGGGCAGCAGAGCAGCCACCGUGGAGCUCCAGGGAGUGGCCAGCUCUCGCUACCCGGCCCAGCCCUUUAUGGGCCCCCUGUGGGCCCCUGCCCAGUGGAGGUGGCAGGACGACGGGGAGAGGGCUGGCAGCCUGGCCCAUCCCCUCUGGGCCGAGCCUCUCCCAUCAGCACCCUCGGGCUUCACGUGUGCAGCGGCCAAGGACGGGGGCCACCAGGGGAGCCCAGAGCUCGGCCUUGCCGCCUGCCUGCUCCUCGGCCUCCCGCGGCCCGUGUCUCUGAACGCUUCCUGGAGGGCUUUAAGAGAAGGCAAGGCGUAGAGGGCCGUCCAGACUCGGUGCUCGUGCCUCAGGCUCCUGAGCCAAAGGCCUGGACUGUGGGCAGUGCUUUGUCAUGGUGGCCACGGCACAGCUCCCGCUGCUCCAAGGAACGGGGCCCAUGCCUCGGGCGGUCACCGUGGAGUCGGUGCAAAGCAGUGUAGGAAGGGCCCGCCUUUGGAAGCGGGUGAGGAACGUUGCCGCGAGGCCUUCAGGAGGGGUUUCCGUCCGCUCCUCUGCUGGCGGCGUGUCCGCGUUAGGGGCUGGGCCCUGGGACAGCCAGCCGGCCUCUGCUGGUGCUGCUUGGUGGCCCGGGGGCGAGGGGCCCGCUGGGCCCGGGACUCGAGCAGGGAGGCCAGGUGCUAACGGCGCUGGGGCGGGCCGUCCGUGACCAUCUGCCGCGUGGUUAAGUGGAAACAGGUGUGGGGCCGCUGGGGUCCGAUGGCCUCUCAGUCAGGGUGCUGGGCAGCAGAUGGCCUUACCUGAGGUCCGGGGAUGGGCUGGGCCACAUCCUGUUGGAAAAGCCCAGGAGGUAGGGCAGCUUUCGUGUGCGGUGGCCUCACGCCAUCAGAGAAGGCGUUGUGCGGCCGGAGCCAGCUGAAGAGGUCAGAGGUGUGCGUGGGCAAGCACCUGGGCGGCAGGCUCCGGGUCCUGGCCCGCAGGGGACCACUGCCUUCUGUCCCCCGGCCCCGCGGCCGCCACGGGCGCUCUCCCUGGGCUGGACCACGAGCAAGGCCUGGCACGUGGGGGCCAGGGUAGGGCCUCGGUGCCAGGUCCUGGGGAGGACGGGAGGACGGGGACCUGCUGCCUCUCAGUGGACCAGGGCCGUGGCACCGGGGGCCCCUGGCAGGAAAGGUGCGGUCUGCAGCGACCAUGUUCUGUCUGUCCGCCGUCCAUCUGUCCGUAGGAGGCUUUGGUUCCCUGGCCUGGGGGAAUGUUUGGGCUUCCCCCGGAGAGCAAGACGCUAAUGCUCUGCUGCCUUUCCUCCCGCACUGGUCU
Messenger RNA from Nyctereutes procyonoides (raccoon dog), 8708 nucleotides. It is a transcript of the gene DOT1L, whose product is annotated as DOT1 like histone lysine methyltransferase. Lineage: Eukaryota; Metazoa; Chordata; Mammalia; Carnivora; Canidae. Gene Ontology annotation, biological process: DNA repair; regulation of transcription regulatory region DNA binding; heterochromatin formation. The transcript is spliced from 27 exons. Gene Ontology annotation, molecular function: histone H3K79 methyltransferase activity. Gene Ontology annotation, cellular component: nucleus. The record is from RefSeq and is a predicted model, not a curated record. Bases 2177 to 7138 code for a protein of 1653 amino acids.